UGGGGAGAAACUUUGCAAAGAGUGUGUUUGCGUGAAUGCUGAGCAGAAAAGGAAAAUCUAGAGAUCACAUGUGACAUGUUGUCCGUGCCAAAGACAGUCUGCAUACAGUCAAUGUAUCAAUCAGGAGUAUCAAGGUCUAACCAGGAUCUUAAAACAUGUGCCUUUACUGUUCAGCCUGCUGGUUAUCCUCUCCUUCCUCCUCAUGCUGUUGGAGUGACAGCACACCAUGGUCGUGCUGUGAGGAGCCAUUCAGGCCUCGCGGCCUCCACGGCACAGGCGUGAAAAUCGGCUACAUUUAAUCAGCCACGGUGGAGGAUUUAAAGAAAGGGAUCAAGAGAGCUUUGUCUUAAUGGAUUGGCUACAGUUUAGGGAUCCAGUACACAGAGUUAUACCUAGUUAAAAGCACCACUUGCUAACAAUAUAACUCAAACCACAUGGCACUUCCCUGAAACUUACUUGGCUUGGAUCUUUAUUUCACAUUACGAAAUGCAAAAUAUGUUUGUCCUCGAGUAUUUUUCUGUGUUAUGCCUCGGCAUUAGAGAGCCGAUCUUGAUUGAUUCUUCACUUCAUCAUUUUAUUCAUAUUCAAAAAAACAGAAAAUUAGGGAAUAAGUCAGCUUUUGUGUAUUUGGAAGUACAUCAAAUGACCCACACAUACAGUGGGACAAUUCUUUCCGUCUGUCUGUACAUUAAAAUUUCAAGCUUACGGCCAUGGCAAUUUUUACCAAUACAGUGAGGCCAUACAAAACAGGCGACAUUCAGAAAAGGGCCAGUGCAGUCAAACACAGCACUAAAUCAAGUGGCUUGACACAUGCCAGUUUGCCACAGCGCCUGAAUGGAAAAGGAAAGUUGUGGAGGCGUUGGGGUGAUCGGCAUUGCUCAGCUACUGCACAAGAGGCCUUUUCAGACCGCUGCAACACUGAUUACAUUGUGUGAAGGCCAGUCAAAGGGGAAAAUGACGAGAGCAGUCAUGCUGGACACACACAAUGCACAAAUGGCAGCGGUCAGAUGGUGGAGGAGAGAGAUUUUAGAAACGCAUUUUGGGAGACGGGGUCAGACGUAUGGGGAAACUCUCAGUACAUCACGGAGAGGCACGUAAACAACUUAAUAUCUGAGUUAGUUUGAUUCCAGAAGUGAGGUAAAAUAUCACAGCUUCUAAUGGUUUACAAGUACAGGGAUAAAACAGAGCGGUCCUGUGUCCUAAAUGUUCGUGUCCUAUUAUGUUAGAUUUUUAAGAUUUACAUAAACAGACAAAACGCGUUUUAAUUGUUCUAAAAAACAGAUUAAAGGUGCUUUAAGUUUUGUAGCAAUUUGGGAAAGAAAUACUGAGGAUCUUCUGAGUGUAUCCUCUUAGAAACGCCACCUAAAACACAUUGAACAGCUGAAGUUGUUUGUCGGUCUUUUGACUAACUAUAUCUGAACUUCCCUUAUUUCCUCCUCAGAGACAUUUAACGGGUGAAUUCACCCAAAUUACAAGUUUACCUUGAGUGGUUUCUAGCCAUGAAUAUAGUUUUUGUUUUAUUUGAGAUGAAGGCAUAAGUACACUUCAAACGAAGUACUUGUCGGAUGAUCAAACAGCAUUUGAAACCUUCUCCGCUCCCACACCUUUCCGCCAGACCAGUUUUAACUUGUAACUUGUAACUUUUGUAAUGAAACCGUCAAUCUGACAAGCCUGCCCACUUCCUGUAGUAAUUAGCCAGAUGUGUGGAUGUGACAAAUGUGCGUAAGAUUAAUACUUCUUCAAGCUCUCAUCUUUCAGUCUUCACACAACUUUUUAUGACACAAUGCAUGUUUACAACAGAGUACCACACCAUGAAUGUCCGAAAGUGUGCGCUGUUAUCUCCAUUUAUAUGAUUCAUCUUGUCUUGCCCCACUUUGUGAUUACAGGUUAUUUUAGCCUCAUUCAGAACAAGUAGAAGCACUUUUGCUUCUAGAUGUGGACAGACGGCACUGGUUCGUUUUUAAGAUGACUCUGGCCUUCAUCUCUGAGAUUACUGCCACCACCCCAAUGAAAUGGUAUAUGAAUGAAAUUUGAAAUGUGUGGUGCUCACAGCAUUGAACCAUGGCAUUCAAAACAUUCAACUGGAGUCUGUCUUUCCAGUAACAAAUGUAUUGUUAACCAACAGACCUCAAUAUGAACAGCUUUCAUUAGAAUACUUUCUAAUGAAAGCUGUCCAAGAGUGUUCCGUUACAGGGACACACGAUUUGAUAAUGGAGAAGUUACUUCUUCCACUCGCCUCCAUUGUAUUUCUAUUGAUCUCAAAUAUUUCAAAACUUGGGCAAAUAAAACCAAAACUAAAAACACAACCAAAUACCACAAGAUGAAAGAUUUGAGGGAGAAUUUUGGUCAAUAUUUCUAUUUGAAGUCUGAAAUAAAAUGUGUAGAGCUCUGAAUCUGAAUGAAAGCUGAGCCAACACAAAUUGAUCAAAUGUGUCAAACAACCGUCACUGCCAAUAACGAGGAACUUACAUCAGUUACACGAGAUUAUCAGGUCAUAUUUUCUUACUGCCGCAUCACAGCCUUUUGGGACGGUAGUUGAGAUGGAGAUUUUGAGGCAGGUGAGAGUCCAAACACAAGAAAUGUUAUUUAAAGAGACGGAAAAGCACAAACAGACACCACAUAAAAACAGAGUCAGGGGGCAAAUGACAGAAACACAUGGCUGUGACCCUCUCUUUGACUCUCUAUCCCGUCUCUUCCUCCCUGUUGAUGAGGACAAUGAUGAGGAUUGUGAAGAUGAUGACGGUAAUGAUAACAAGUUCUGUGUGCAUGAUGUGCAUUUCUAUGUGUACGAACGUAUAUUUAGAACUUCCAUGACAUGGCCAGGGAUCAUGAAAGAGUGCAAACGAGUCAUUGAUGGAUCGGAUGGAGCAGUCUAAACGUGAGGCUUGACCUCCCUGCCCCCCCUUCUUACUCCACGGCUGUUUGAGCAGAGCGUUCGGAUCAGGACAGAAUCUCAGGCCUUAAUGGAGGCAACUCAUUUCUGGUCCGUAUCUUUGAUGCUGUGCCCGUUAACAAUGCGUCCUUUCUGCGACUGGGUAAGAAUUGUCCAGCAGGGUUCCUGCGAGAGGGGAAAAUGAACGGGGGAUUAGCCGGACUAAUGGCCCCAACUUGUCGUUGAUGUUAAUUAGCAUUAAUAAGGACCCCCUUCUUUUAGCGGGUUGGAUUGAAAGGCGGAGGCGAGCUGCUGGUGUUUUUGCAAAUGUCCUGGCUCAUGUUUGUGCACACAAAUUCUCAGGCACGCGUUUUCGCACUCGCACGCACAAGCCAGGGCACUUUCUCGUUAAUUUCAGCAUCUCGUUGGUGCUCGCACUCGUCCGCUGAUGGCUUCCUUCUGUUUGUUCUGUGCUCGUUGUCAGAGGCCAUUUCCUCUCGCCACAAUGACUCCCUUUCACUGGGUUUGAUCUUUGUAGCUAUUCAGCCUCCUCAUUUCCAGUGGUCAAGAGAAGAAACCACCAUUCCCCUCCCCCUCCCCCAUGCGCGUGUUUGCAGAUGUACACAAACACAGAGAGGGAAUGAUCAGUGUGACCAGCGAAGCCGGGAAUCGACCCUGAUCUCCACUUAGCCAGUCGCCCCCCAUUUAAUGUCUCUCUGUAGGGCGUAGGUUUGCAUAUGGGCGUACCAAGUUCUCUAAUACGCCCUCGAGCCUGCGAGACAAGAUGCUGUCAUCUAAUUGGCUGAAGUGGCAGAGUCAGAAACACUCCGUGGAUCGUGACUUGCAGAAAGAGAGCUGGCAGCAGUCUGACACGGACCUGAAGCCAGGAGUUGUAGACAGCGUACCAAGUGGAGACAAACAGACGUCGGAGGUAAUAUCUGAAGACAGUUGUAGACAGCGUACCAAGCGGAGACAAACGGAUGUCGGAACUAAGAGAGAACCUGCAGAGGGCUUUGUGCCAGUACAUCAAAGAUACCCUCAGCCAUAUUGACACAGUGAUAGGAUUCUGUGAGAGUCUCUCUAUAUGGACGGAUGCAAGGAAGACAGAGCGGACAAAGAUGAGAAAAGUCACCGAUCAACAAGAGCUGUCUGCUGUGCUGGAGGACACUCGGGGAGGUCUGGAGAAGCUCGACUGCUUCCUGGAUGCAGUGGAGAAUCUGGCGGUCACCUCACUCCAUGUGUUCACGGUGGAGAACCCGGUGUUACAUCUGCCAGAAGGGAUCAGACCUGAACAUGUUUGGGGUGUCAUCUUUGCUGCACGUAUAAUCUGCCCUCUCCUCCUCGAGUUUAAAAGAGAUGCAAGUGUCUUCCUUCCCAAACUUGAGAAUGUGGAAGUGCUGUCAUAUCAGCUGAACAAAUACAUUCAGACCACCCAGAACAUCUGUACGACGUUAAAGAAAAGCUUCCUCAGUGACUUUUGCCUGAAGAUGAAUGACGAAACGCUGGUGGACCUCGAUGUGGAUUUGUCAGAAGAUGAAAUGCAAAGAAUGCUUUGUCACAUUAAUCAGCUCAAGGAAAUCCGGGACUACCAGCCCUUCCGCAUGGUGUUCUUGUUCCAGGAAGUGUCAUGUUCUGACUUCAUCAGUGAGUUCAACAAGCGAAGGCCCAGGAUGCUUCAGUCUCUGGAAGACCUGGAGGAGAAUGCUGUUCAGCUAGACAGGAUGAAUAAGGGGGCAAAGAUCUCUAGUGUGGCAGGCAGCUCAGUGGGGGCAGCUGGAAGUGUGCUUGCCAUCGCUGGUUUGGUAUUAAUUCCUGUAACAGCUGGUCUUUCUCUAGUUCUGACAAUGACUGGGAUGGGGAUGGGAAUUACCAGCGGAGUCAACGGUGCGGUCACCACUGCCACAGAGAUUGGCGUAAACUGUAAACAUCAAAACAAAGCCAGUGAGAUCUUCCAGAGCUUCAUGGAGGAUGUGCAGAGCAUCCAGGAUUGUCUGAGAGAGGUGUCCUUUCAACCAGCUCUUAACAGUCAAUUGAAAGCAGAAUAUGACAAGGUAUUCUCUCAGCUGGGGCCAGUUGCACAUGGCAUUAAUUCACUUAUUACAGAAAUCUCUGCUUUAAAGUCACUGCAGAAAGCAAAAGCACUACGUAGCAUUUCCAGGGUGUCGUCAGAAAUACCAUAUAUUGGUCAGGCAGUAGUCAAGGGGUCCCUUGCCCUCUCAAACACAGCCAGGAAAUUUAACAUUGGGCUCAAUGCUCUCUUCCUUGGCAUGGAUAUCUUCUUCAUCAUUAAAGACAGCAUCAGUCUGGCCAAAGGCAGCGAGACUGAAGUC
This is a messenger RNA of Anarrhichthys ocellatus (wolf-eel), 5202 nucleotides long. RefSeq names its product apolipoprotein L3-like. Gene Ontology annotation, biological process: lipoprotein metabolic process; lipid transport. Gene Ontology annotation, cellular component: membrane; extracellular region. The transcript has 5 exons. The annotation marks the transcript as partial. Gene Ontology annotation, molecular function: lipid binding. The record is from RefSeq and is a predicted model, not a curated record. NCBI's taxonomy places the organism in Eukaryota, Metazoa, Chordata, Actinopteri, Perciformes, Anarhichadidae.